AGAAUAUAAACUUAAUCAAAGUUUACCAAAAAAUAACAAAUCUUCACUUGAGCCACCUGUAAAUAUAGAUAAUAACUCUAGUCAAGAAUUGGAUAGUAUGAAGAAAAGCCAGGAAUUAAUCUCCAAGAUAAUCAGUAAUGAGGUACAAGAAAUCCAAACACAAGAAAAUAUAGUAGAUCAAUGUAGUCAAGUUGAAGAUCAAGAAAUGAUAGAGACUUGUUACAAUGAUCAUGAAGGAGUUCAAGAAGUGCACAUCACAUCUGAGGAAGGAUUUACAUCAGUAACAGUGUUAGGUUACAAGAUAACAGCACAGGGUGCAAUUGUUCAAUAUUUUUGGAAAGCUACUAUUCUUAAACUUCAAAAGCAAAUAAAAAAGCUGUUAUUAUGUAUAUGGAUUAAACUUUUAACAGAAAACAGUUUAUGGGCCAGAGCAGAAAGAUUAAUAUCUGAAGGGGCGAUAAGGAAUAGCAGACACCUGGUUACCCCUUCAGCCUAUAUAAAAAUACCAAAUGAUCUUGAUGAAAUGUUUGCUGACCAAUACCCAG
Molecule: messenger RNA, 545 nt
Organism: Scutellospora calospora
Lineage: Eukaryota; Fungi; Glomeromycota; Glomeromycetes; Diversisporales; Gigasporaceae
Source: the annotation of a GenBank genome assembly